Molecule: messenger RNA, 1389 nt
Organism: Gymnodraco acuticeps
Lineage: Eukaryota; Metazoa; Chordata; Actinopteri; Perciformes; Bathydraconidae
Gene: rem2
Product: RAS (RAD and GEM)-like GTP binding 2
Exons: 5
Coding region: 361-1290 (309 amino acids)
Cellular component (GO): plasma membrane
Molecular function (GO): GTPase activity; GTP binding; calcium channel regulator activity
Source: RefSeq, a predicted model, not a curated record
GAGAGACAGGUAUUCACGGGAGGUGGGGAGGGAAGCACAGUCGCUGCUGGCCAUUAGGACGUCAAAAGGACAGGAGGGGAUGUGUGUUUGUGUGCUCAUGGCUUUCUUUCUUCUCCCCACGAGAACUCGCUUCUUAUUCCAGACGCAGGUGUAGCCUCCCCCCCGAGGUUUUUACACGCCGGAGUGGGAAGAAUAACAUGAUGUUAAACGAGAUGUGGCGCGUAUCUUUUGUGCGCCGUCUGCUCCCGCGGCUGUGAGUGUGAUGCCGGGUCUGCACCCCGCAUAGAUGACCUGAACCGGGCGGAAGAGGCGGAAACAACCACAGCACCUGAUCCAUAAAGAGGAUACUUAUUGAUAACCAUGGCUGACCAGUACACUAUGUUUCUCACCACGGCGCCCCCCCUCCGACGUGGAAGCACACCCUUACCUCUCAAACACCAGCUGCGGAGGGAAGAGGCUGUGUCUGAGGACUGUGAUUGGAUCCCUGGCAGUGAAGCGCCCGUCACGUUGCCCAUCAGUGACACAGCGGUGCCUCGGGAUGAGUCCUUCAGCCAAUCGGCAGUCGCCCAGUCGGCUUUCAACAGCCACAGUGGGGCGUUAAGGAUAGUGCUCCUUGGACAGAAUGGCGUGGGCAAGUCGUCGCUAGCCUUAUCUCUGGCCGGGCAGUCGGACAGAUCCCUGUCUAUAGACUCUGAAACACAAGCAUGUGGAGAGGGAUACGAGUGCUCAGUGACAGUGGACGACGAGGACAGCAAACUCAUAAUUUUCGACAACUGGAAACCGGACCUGUCCACUCUACAGUGCGAUGUGUGUAUUCUGGUCUUCUCAGUGACUGACAGGCGAAGUUUCCACCGCACCGCCCAGCUCCGCCUCCUCCUCAGAGAGUCCCAGCCACACACACCAAUCAUCCUGGUGGGCAACAAGAGUGACCUUGUCCGCUCCCGUGAAAUCAGCUCAGAGGAGGCCCAAUCCAGCGCCAACAUGUUUGACUCCCUUUACAUGGAGCUCUCAGCCUCCCUGGACCACGGGACCACGGAGCUGUUGGAGGCCGCCGUUCGGUCUGCGAGGGGUGACUGCGUGGGCCCCGGCUGGACCGACGGAGACCCCGGUUCAGCCCGGAGAGAGAGCCUGACCAGCAGGGCCAAGCGCUUCCUGUCGGGGCUGGUACCGCGCUCAUACGGUCGGGACAGGGAUCGGGAUCGGGGGCGAUACCGGGAGAUGAGCCGCCACCGGGGCAGCAAGAUCCUCCGACAGAAGUCUCGCUCCUGCCACGACCUCAGUGCACUGUGACACACACACACACACACACACACACACACACACACACACACACACACACACACACACACACACACACACACACACACACACACACACACACACACACAC